UAGGUACAUCAAAAACAAGACAUUCCAUUUAGCGAAUAAGAAAAUCGUGCAACCGGACACAAAAUAUAUUCCAUCUCAAAAAUCAAACCACAAUCUCUUAAUUGGUUUAUAACAUUGUUCAAUAAAACUAAUGUUGUUUAUAUAUAAGCUAUAGAUAUUGCUUCCACCAUUCUUCCUAUAUAGUAGCAUCUAGUAGGUAUAGCUAUAACACACAACUGCUCAUUUUUGUGAUCAGCAAAGCGCGAUCAUCAUCAGUCGAGGUCCAGCGAAUAUGAAUCGCAUCACAUCAGUAUUUCGUUUCCCGAUAAAGGCGUCAAUAUGGAAUUUCACAUGUACUUUUAUGAUUCUCUCUUUAUUGACAUCAACAUAUUCACAAUCAAUUGAUAUCGAAGAAUCCUUGAAUUCCUUUGGGAUCAGCCUACUAGGGGAGACCGUGCACCAAGCUGGAGAUUUGCUGAACGUAGCUCUCUCACCAUUCACAAUAUGGACCUUGAUGACCGUUAUAUCAGAAGGUUCGAGAGAAAAUACUGCUCGACAGUUGGAAAGUACCUUAGGAUUACCUUCGAACAAGAAUAUGCUCAGAAAUGCAUUCCAACGUCUUUCUGAUAUGUUACAGCUGAAAUCAGAUGGAGUUACUUUGGAAAUUGAUAAUGCCAUUUUCACGAAUGAUGAUUUCCCUGUGAAGAGACCUUUUCAAGAUAUUUCGAAACAAUACUAUGGGGUUACAACAAGUCCCACUGAUUUCAAGAAUCCAGCACAAGCAGCCAGUGUUAUCAAUAAAUAUGUUGCACGUGCUACAAGAAAUAGGAUAAAAGCAUUUGUGAACGCAGGCGACGUUGCGUAUGCCCAAGUCUUCAUGACAAGUAUAUUGUACUUCAAAGGCUUGUGGAACAUGCCAUUCAAUAGAAGUGCGACACGUAGGGAGUCAUUUUACGAUGAGAAAAAUAACAAAAUCGGAGACGUAGAGAUGAUGUACCAAAUCGGAACCUUCGCUUAUUCCAGAAUGGAAAAUUUGAAUUCACAUGCUGUAGAACUACCCUAUGGAGGAGAUAGGAAGAUGUCCAUGAUUGUGAUCUUGCCGUUCAAAGGCGUGAGUAUAGCAGGAGUGCUCAACUCGAUAUCGAAGAUGACAACGUUUUCUUCAAUUUUGACAACAUUAGAAAACUCUUUCCGACGAUUCUCUGAUGAGAAAGUACAUUUGUACCUUCCACGAUUCAGAGUUGAUUCCGAUUUCAAUAUGAAUAUAGUUUUGAACAAAAUCGGAAUCAAAGAUGUCUUCGAUUACGAUAGAGCAAAUCUUUUAAACAUGUUUGACCAACAGCUUUACUUGUCACGACUGAUUCAGAAAGCCCAGAUAGAAGUUGAUGAAGAAGGUACAAUAGCAACAAGUGCAGCAGGUGCUUCUUUUGAAAAUAAAUCGCCACCACCAAGAUUCAGGGCAAAUAGACCUUUCCUCUAUUUCAUUGUGGACAAACCCACAAGGACAAUGAUUUAUGCAGGAAAAAUCAGUAAUCCAAAUACUAUUAAAAAUGCUUGAAAUGGCGUGAAAGACAAAUGUUCCUAGUUCUUUCUUUUUAGAUUCAUUGAAAAAUGUUCUUCAUUUAUGGAAAUAUAAUCAUUUUCUAUAGA
Molecule: messenger RNA, 1629 nt
Organism: Phaedon cochleariae (mustard beetle)
Lineage: Eukaryota; Metazoa; Arthropoda; Insecta; Coleoptera; Chrysomelidae
Source: the annotation of a GenBank genome assembly